GUUUGAUGAUUGCUGUAUACUGUUGUCAAUCAAUAUGAAGAAAAUGUAGUAUAUUAUGCGGUUUCACAUUGAAUAAUUGAAAAUUACUUGAUUAUUAAUGUAUUUUUAUAUAAGUUCGGGAUCGCUAAACAGUUUUCUUUUGAUGUGAUCAAUUGUUUGUGUGACAUUUAUAUUUGUUCGUGAAUUACAAUCAACAUGAGUGAUGAAAGUCAUCCUCGGACGUUAUAUGUCGGUAAUUUAGAUGUUGCCGUAACGGAAGAGUUGUUGAUAACUUUAUUUUCUCACAUAGGCCCUGUUAAAGGAUGCAAAGUUAUACGAGAACCCGGAAACGAUCCAUACGCGUUUGUAGAAUUCGUAACUCACCAUGGAGCGAGCACCGCUCUAGGCGCUAUGAAUGGAAGAAUAUUUUUAGAUAAAGAGAUGAAAGUUAACUGGGCUACAUCGCCGGGAAAUCAACCCAAAACAGAUACAAGCAAUCAUUAUCAUAUUUUCGUCGGGGAUUUGAGCCCUGAAAUCGAAACACAAGCGUUGAAAGAAGCAUUCGCUCCGUUCGGAGAAAUAUCCAAUUGUAGAAUUGUAAGAGAUCCUCAAACACUAAAAUCUAAAGGAUAUGCUUUCGUUUCAUUUGUGAAAAAAUCCGAAGCUGAAGCUGCGAUAAACACCAUGAAUGGUCAGUGGCUGGGUAAUCGUAGUAUCAGAACCAAUUGGUCGACAAGAAAGCCGCCUCCGCCAAGAUCGAUGUCGACUCGCCAAAGUGUAAAUAACAAGCCCGUUACUUACGAUGAGGUUUAUAGCCAGUCAAGUCCAACGAAUUGCACAGUCUAUUGUGGAGGAUUUACGAAUGGAAUGUCGGAAGAAUUGAUGCAGAAAGUAUUCUCACCAUUCGGUACAAUUGUAGAUAUACGCGCUUUUAAAGAUAAAGGUUACGCUUUCAUCAAAUUUUCCAACAAAGAGUCGGCUACUCGUGCAAUCGAAGCAGUUCAUAAUACCGAAAUAAAUGGACAACCGGUGAAAUGUUUUUGGGGCAAAGAAUCUGGAGAUCCGAAUUCGGUACUCUCCACUAAUAGCAAUGUUAGUAGUUCACCGAAUGCAGCUGUGCAGUAUUCCUAUAAUAUGUAUAAUCAACAAAUGGGUUAUUGGUAUCCGCAAGCGUAUUCUGCUGCUGCUGCUGGAGCCAGUCAAAUGCAAGGCCAGUACUAUCAAGGAAUGCAACCAAAUUACGGAUAUGGACAAUUUGCUGGGUAUCAACCAGGUUAUGUCGGCAGAGUUGGCGUUCCUGUGGCAUCCAACUCUUCUUCAUGGCCGCAAACUCAAACUGCCGGAACAUCACCUCAAACUGCGCAAAGUGGAGGAACAACUGUGGCUUAUGGUAUGCCGCAAUUUCAAAAUCAAUGAUUAUUUAAUCUGGUGCUCGGAGUCGAUCCACUAUAAUUGAAAUUAAACAAAUAUUUCGAUAACUUUGUAAGUAAAUUUUACAAAACUUAAAACGUAAAAAGAAACCGCUGAAAACAUAUUGCUGCCCAGCACGACUAGAUUAACGUUUUUGGCAUUGUAAUACUGGUUUUUGAAUAUAUUUUUAUAUUUCUUUCUAAAACAACUAGUGCGUUAUUUUUCAGUUUAUUUAAAAUUGUACAUACAUAUAUAAAUAUCAUUCUUAAAAAUGAGUUAUUUUUUUAUACAUAUAUUUAAAGUCAUAUUUAGUUUUUCCAGUACAUUUGGGUUAAUUUAAGAAAUUACCAGCGAAAAUAGCACUAUUCGUUUUUUUUUGUAAAACUACGAAAACAAAAAUGAUGUAAACCUAUUUUACACGAAUUGUUCUCGGAUUCGUGCAGAAAUAUUUUUGCUUUAAAAUGUCUAUAUAAACCAAAUGCGUUGUUGUUAUUGUUGUACCGUUCCAGAAUCUGUAUUGCGACCGUCAGUAAAAUCUUAAUUUUUUAUUUCAUUUGAAAAUGAAAAAUAUAAUAAAUAAUAUCAAAGUUUUACGAAGCAUUUUUGUGUUAAUUUUUUCCAUUGUGUAUUUUUAUUUUUAUAUGUGAUGAAAAAAUGCGAGUAAGGAUUUUAGUUUUAUAUCAUGAUAGUUGUACGUAGGUAACGCAAACCGCGUCUUGCUCUUUUGACAAUUAUUUUCGUGUACCUGCGAAGAAAAUUUUGAAUUUGUUUUAUUUUUCAUGUAGGUGAGCAUGUUUUCGUUAGUCAAUAAAUUUUUGAACAGCUGUGA
This is a messenger RNA of Planococcus citri (citrus mealybug), 2218 nucleotides long. It is a transcript of the gene Rox8, whose product is annotated as TIA1 cytotoxic granule associated RNA binding protein Rox8. NCBI's taxonomy places the organism in Eukaryota, Metazoa, Arthropoda, Insecta, Hemiptera, Pseudococcidae. Gene Ontology annotation, cellular component: nucleus. The record is from RefSeq and is a predicted model, not a curated record. The transcript has a single exon. The coding region runs from base 196 to 1395 and encodes 399 amino acids. Gene Ontology annotation, molecular function: mRNA binding.